Messenger RNA from Penicillium macrosclerotiorum, 1593 nucleotides. Its product is annotated as GABA permease. Gene Ontology annotation, biological process: transmembrane transport. NCBI's taxonomy places the organism in Eukaryota, Fungi, Ascomycota, Eurotiomycetes, Eurotiales, Aspergillaceae. The transcript has 5 exons. The coding region runs from base 1 to 1593 and encodes 530 amino acids. The record is from RefSeq and is a predicted model, not a curated record. Gene Ontology annotation, cellular component: membrane. Gene Ontology annotation, molecular function: transmembrane transporter activity.
AUGCAGGCCCCUACAAAGCCGCCCAGGCUAGAAACACAAGACACGGAAAUCCACCCCAUGGAGCCUAUGGAUCCCAUGAACCAGGAUGGUUCGCAGAGCCAUAAGACAGCGACCGUGUUGGACGACAGUGAUAUGCACCGCAUGGGAAAGGUUCAAGAAUUAAAACGAAACUUGCGACCUGUGGCGGCAUUGAGUUUUGCAUCGGUCCUACAGGCAACCUGGGAGUUCAUUCUGAUUUCCAAUUCGCAAGGCCUCGAGAAUGGCGGCCUACCUGGCUUGUUUUGGUCCUACAUCUGGACGUUUAUCGGGUUUGGAUUCAUCAUCGCCUCAUUAUCGGAGAUGGCGUCCAUGGCUCCAACCUCGGGAGGACAGUAUCAUUGGGUGUCGGAGUUUUCCUCCCCGCGAUAUCAAAAGUUCCUGAGCUAUAUCACCGGUUGGAUGUCGGUGUUGGCCUGGCAAGCUGGCUCGGCUUCGGGCUCUUUUUUGACGGGCACGAUCAUCCAGGGCUUGAUCAGCGUCCGCAAUCCAGAUUAUGUGUCGGAAAACUGGCAGGGCACGCUCUUCGUCUUUGCCAUGGUCCUAGUAAUCUAUAUCUUCAAUGUCUACGCGGCAGACCUCAUGCCCGUUCUGAACAACCUCCUGAUGAUUCUCCAUGUCCUGUCGUGGACAGUGGUUCUCAUCGUACUCUGGGCCAUGGCUCCCCAUCAGUCGGCGGAGGCGGUUUUCAUCACGCAAUGGAAGAACCUGGGCGGCUGGUCAUCCAUGGGGAUCAGCGUUUUGAUUGGACAGAUCUCGGCCAUCUAUGGCUCUCUGAGUUCCGAUGCAACUGCCCACAUGUCCGAAGAAGUCAAAGACGCAGGCCGAAACGUGCCAAUCGCCAUUGCCUGGGGAUACUUCAGCAAUGGCAUCAUGGCCACCAUCCUACUCAUCUCCUUCCUAUUUGCGACCCCGUCUGUAGAAGACGCGCUUGAUGACAACACAGGCUUCCCCUUCCUCUACGUCUUCAAGAACGCGACUUCCGUUGCCGGCGUGAACGGCCUCACCGCAAUCAUCCUUAUCCCCGUGAUUUUCAGCAACAUCCUCUUUAACGCCUCGACCUCACGGCAGACAUUCGCGUUCGCCCGUGACAAGGGUCUCCCCUUUUCGCGGUGGAUCGGGAAAGUCGACGCACGGAGACAUAUUCCCGUGAACGCCAUCGGGCUGUCAUGUCUGUUCAGCUGUGCGCUGUCGCUGAUCAAUAUCGGCUCGCUGACGGCAUUCAACGCGAUCAUCUCGCUGAACGUCGCCGCGUUAAUGUACACGUACAUCAUCUCCAUCAGCUGCGUGAUCUACCGAAAAAUCUGGCUUCCCGGGUCACUCCCUCCGCGCCGCUGGGAUAUGGGGCGGUGGGGGUUGGCGGUUAAUAUUGUGGCACUGCUGUAUUCCUGCUUUGCCCUGUUCUGGUCUCUGUGGCCGAGUAAUUACCCGGUGACGGUGGAGAAUUUCAACUGGAGCGUGGUGAUAUUCGGAGGUGUGUUCUUCAUCAGCCUGGGCAUGUAUAUAGUCAAAGGACGGAAAGAGUACGCGGGCCCUGCAGUGAUUGUGCAGCGGUGA